AUGGAAAAUAUUUACAAUGUUGUGAGCAGGACCAUUUCAGCUCAAGAUCUGUCCCAUUUUUCAGCAAGUUUCAGAAUAAUACUUAGGGGGGAAGUUGUGGAACAUCAAAAUAUCGCUAAUGAUCUCAAAUUUCAACAAUUUAUUGUGUAUAAACCUCAGAAUGCAGGAGUUGUUGAUGGUCAAAUUAUAAAAACUAUUGGGUUUCUUAACAACUUCUUUCUGUUGGUACUUGAUGCAAAGCUCAAGGCUCAAAUCACCAGAGACAUGUACAAGUAUGUCCAAGAAUCUAUGACAAAUUGGAGCCAUGACCGACCCAUCUACAUUCAGGAUGAAACAAAAAAUAUUGCAUUUCAAGUACUAGUUAAGGCAUUGAUUAAUUUGGAUCCUAGUGAGGAAAUGGAGUCUCUAAGAAAACAAUUUCAAGAAUUCAUUGCAGGCCUCAUGUCAUUACCAAUAAACAUUCCUGGAACUAGGCUUCACAGAUCAUUACAGGCAAAGAAAAAAAUGGUGCAGCAAGUAUAG
Messenger RNA from Humulus lupulus (European hop), 522 nucleotides. Its product is annotated as 3-epi-6-deoxocathasterone 23-monooxygenase CYP90D1-like. Gene Ontology annotation, molecular function: iron ion binding; heme binding; oxidoreductase activity, acting on paired donors, with incorporation or reduction of molecular oxygen, NAD(P)H as one donor, and incorporation of one atom of oxygen. The transcript is spliced from 6 exons. The coding region runs from base 1 to 522 and encodes 173 amino acids. Lineage: Eukaryota; Viridiplantae; Streptophyta; Magnoliopsida; Rosales; Cannabaceae. The record is from RefSeq and is a predicted model, not a curated record. Gene Ontology annotation, biological process: sterol metabolic process; brassinosteroid homeostasis; brassinosteroid biosynthetic process.